ACAACCCCUGCCCUCCCACUGCAGAGGACAGGCAGAGCCUCGGGGUCCCAGCAACUGUACUACUACAUUUUGCCCUCAUUUUCUCUACCUGUACCUCCACUUUCACCUCUCUCUCUCAGAUUGCAAAGAAGCCCAGCGGCGGUGCAUUUGGGUUUUACGUUAGUGGGUUCUUUCUCUCAGAAAGCCGGUGGUGGAUUAUGGGUUUCAGGUUGUUCGGUUCUUUCUCUCCGCCUUCACCUCUCUCCCUAUCAGAGUGCAAAGAAAGUCGACUGUGCGUUCUGAAUUUUAGGUCUUGGGAAAUGGAGUUUUUAAAUCCUGAAGGAGUUGAACUUCCUCCACCUCCACCUCCACCCAUGAUUCCUCCUCAUGUUGUCAUGCUUGUAGCAGAAGAAAAGCCUGUUGAGCUAUUUACAAAUACAUCAACUCCAAAACUUAUUCCCAUGGCAAGGCCUGCCAAUGGAACAAAAGGGGCAAAGGAUUCUGACCAACCAUUUCAAAGUGGCGGUGAACAAGUCCUAUGGAGAGAAAGAAUUGCUUACUGUGGCGGUGACCAACCAUUUCAGAAUGCAAGCCCUGGGAGGGGCUCUGAGCAUGUUGGGAGUGAGGGAGACGGGACGAGAGUUGAGAAGCAAUUUCAUUCCAAAACGUUAAAGCUGCAGGUCAACCUUGAGACUAAAAUCCCAAUGAAAGCAAUUGUGAUCAGUUUUGAUUCCUCUUCAUUGGAGGCAGUGUGGGUUCUUGAUAUCAUCCUAAGGCAGAAUGUAGCAAAACAGUUCUUUCUGAAAUCAAAACAAGAGCAGUAUGGUGAUGGAGAAGAAAUUACAUGUUCUGAAUACUUUGCCGUUUAUAAAAACCUACCGGUGUGUGAAUCAGCAGAUUUCCCAUGCAUCACCGUUGCGAAACUAAAGAAGCUAGCUUACUUUCCGCUUGAGGAUAAUGAGUGUGAUUGCAUUAGGAAUUUGCAGAGGGAUGGAGUUGAGCCUCUUCUAAUCAAUCUCUGUCCUUCCCCUGCAAAUGCAUCCACUACAAUGAUUGUAAAACAUGACCAUGUUUUGGACUUGCUCACUGCUUCCCAGAUUGAUUGGAUGAAGUAAUGAAAAGUCAAAAUAAAAAAGUAGGCAAAUGUGCAGGGCCAUGGUCAAGGAGGGCCUAUGGCCAUAGGAGUAGGAGGACGUGUUGGAGGUGGCACACAACUGGGUCCCCGCCGCCGCCGUCCCAUUGUAUAUGGCCAGUGGUGUGGUAAUGACAUUGAUUUGAUGAGGGAAUAUCACGAGGCAGUGGCUGCUAGUUUGAAAUAUGUCCUCACACUCCCUUUGUAGGAUUAUGUGAGUGUUAGGUACAUGAUUUCACACACACGGAGAGUUGUUGAUGUCGACGGGAAUCAUACAUUAACUGUGCUGCACCGAAUUACCUUUAUGAUAAGGCGGAAUGGCCAGAAAGUCCGAUGGAUGGUAGAGGAAGCUAGAAUAGCUGCGUGGGAUGAUUUUUGCCGGACUGUCCAAUCAGUAGAAGAAAUUGCUUUUCGUGUUGUAGGAACAAUAGAGGUCAAUAUCCACGUUCAUGUGAGGCAGCUGGCUAGGAAAGAGAUUCUCACCUUAACCGAAUUGGUAAACCAGAUUCACCUUUGGGGAGCCGUAGAUGGUGAUUGAGAGAGGUUUGAGGUGCAGAUAGCCGAGCAGGUGAUGUAUUAUGACUCCGAUGAGAUUGAGACUUAUAACUACAUGGUAGGCUGGGGGAAGGCAGUCGUUGCUUUGCGGGGUGUGCGGGUCUCGAGAUAGAGAUCAGUCUGUAAAGGAAGGAAGGAAGGGGCUAAGGCUGUGACUUUGAUUUACCAGUAAUACAAGUAAACAAUUCAAAAGUAUAGGAUUGUAGCUGACUUGUCGAACUAAACAAUCUUUGCAAGGAUAAGAAUUUGGAUCUAAUCUGCUUUUGUUUUCAAAGUGAUGAGAUUUUUUGUAGUUGACUUGAACGAUGUUGUGGUCUGAGGGCA
Malus domestica (apple) is the source of this 1990-nucleotide messenger RNA. Its product is annotated as protein argonaute 4B-like. NCBI's taxonomy places the organism in Eukaryota, Viridiplantae, Streptophyta, Magnoliopsida, Rosales, Rosaceae. The record is from RefSeq and is a predicted model, not a curated record. Gene Ontology annotation, molecular function: protein binding.